Mus musculus (house mouse) is the source of this 6949-nucleotide messenger RNA. It is a transcript of the gene Gcc1, whose product is annotated as golgi coiled coil 1. Gene Ontology annotation, cellular component: Golgi membrane; Golgi apparatus; cytosol. The transcript is spliced from 2 exons. The coding region runs from base 402 to 2738 and encodes 778 amino acids. The record is from RefSeq and is marked validated. NCBI's taxonomy places the organism in Eukaryota, Metazoa, Chordata, Mammalia, Rodentia, Muridae.
GGAAGCGGUGCUGUUCCAGUUGUUGGGAAAUCGUGAUGGAACCCGGCUUAGUGUAAACCCUGGGCUUAUCGUGGGCGGAGGGAGGCGGGUCUAGGUUGCGGUGGCCACAGGAGCGGCUAGGGCGGGACAGGCUCAGGGCCUGUACUGGAGAGCCUAGGCUGACUGCUCCUGCUAGGUCAGCGUCACUCCGCCUCCAGGUUGGAACUGGCUCCCACCUUCGGCCUGGCUCCUGCAGUGCUUUUGCCUGGCCACCGCGGCCCCUCAUCCCGCCCGGACCGCUGGACGGACCGGGUGUAUUGCCUGCAGCCAGACGGUUCUCUCUGCUUCACUUUUAGCUGUCCCUGUGGCUCUGCCCAGGGCUGCAAGAACGUUGACGUGGAGCGGUCCACGCCAGAACCCCCAUGGAGAAGUUUGGGAUGAAUUUCGGGGGCGGCCCAAGUAAGAAGGAUCUCUUGGAGACCAUCGAGACACAGAAAAAGCAGCUUCUCCAGUACCAGGCAAGACUCAAGGAUGUGGUGCGUGCCUAUAAAAGCCUGCUGAAGGAGAAAGAAGCCCUGGAGGCCAGCAUCAAGGUACUGUCGGUAUCCCACGAGGCGGAUGUAGGCCUCUCAGGUGUGCAGCCUCCAGGUCUCACGUUUCCUGAUUCUGUGGAUGACCGGUGCUCCACUCACAGUGAGGACAGCACCGGAACUGCCACUAGCUUGGAUACCGCAGCCAGUCUUACAAGUGUCAAGGGUGAAUUUGGGGUUGAAGAUGACAGAGCGGCCCGUGGACCACUUCCCCCAAAGUCUGAAGAGGCCAGUGGGUCAGAGAGUGGCGUUAGUAGUAGCAGUGGGGAUGGGCCAUCUGCCGGUAGUGAGAUGGACAAAAGAGUGCAUCAGCUGAAGACUCAGUUGGCCACUUUGACUAGCUCCUUGGCGACAGUCACUCAGGAAAAGUCCCGUAUGGAGGCGUCUUACCUGGCGGAUAAGAAGAAGAUGAAGCAGGACUUAGAGGAUGCCAAUAAAAAGGCAGAGGAAGAGCGGGGUCGCCUGGAGGGAGACUUGAAGGUGCUGCAAGAGCAGAUAGCAGAAACCAAAGCCCGCCUCAUUACACAGCAGCACGAUCGUGCCCAGGAGCAGAGUGACCAUGCCUUGAUGCUGCGCGAGCUUCAGAAGCUCUUGCAGGAGGAGAGGACCCAGCGCCAGGACCUGGAACUUCGCUUAGAAGAGACCAGAGAAGCCUUGGCAGGGCGGGCAUAUGCCGCUGAUCAGGUCGAAGGGUUUGAACUGCAGACCAAGCAGCUGACCCGAGAGGUAGAGGAGCUGAAAGGUGAGCUGCAAACCAUUCGAGAUGAGAAGAACCGACCAGACCCCCGGCUGCAGGAGCUUCAGCAAGAGGCUGCCCGUCUUAAAAGCCAUUUCCAGGCCCAAUUGCAGCAAGAAAUGAGGAAGACAGCCCUUGCAGAGGACCAGCUCCGCCAGCAGUCUCAGGUAGAAGAGCAGAGAGUAGCAGCCCUGGAGAGCCAGAUCUCUGAGGUAUCUGAACUGCUGGGCACCUACGAGAAAGCCAAGCAGAAAGACCAGCUGGCCAUCCAGAAGCUGAAGGAGCGACUUCUGCAGCUGGACCUGGAGAACAAGACACUGGCCCUCGCAGCCUCUAGCCGGUCCUCCCUUGACAUCCAUGGCGACGAAUCCAGUCUGGAUAUCAAUGUCUUGAAGGACAAGAUGGAGAAGCUCAAGAAGCUACUACAGGUUGCAGCUAGGAAAAGCCAGGUGACCCUGGAUGUGGAGAAGCUCUGCGACCCUGAGAUAAUGGCCAACUCCGAGGCUGCUGACGGGGAAAAGGCUACCGCGCUCUACUACCAACAGGAGCUGAAGCAGCUGAAGGAAGAGUUUGAGCGGUAUAAGAUGCGAGCCCAAGUUGUGCUCAAAAGCAAGAACACCAAAGAUGGGAGCCUGGGGAAGGAGCUGGAGGCAGCACAGGAGCAGCUCGCAGAGCUGAAGGACAAGUAUAUCUCCCUGCGGCUGUCCUGUGAGGAGCUGGAAAGCCAGCACCAGCAGGAGGCUGAGGACUGGAAGCAGGAACUGGCCCGGCUGCAGCAGCUCCAUCGGCAGGAACUGGAGCGCAGCCAGCUGGACUUCAGGGACCGCACACUGAAACUGGAGGAGGAGCUACACAAGCAGCGGGACCGGGCCCUGGCUGUGCUCGCGGAGAAGGACUUGGAGCUGGAGCAACUACGUUCUGUGGCCUUGUCCUCUGGGUUGCCAGGACGCAGAAGCCCCGUGGGAGGAGUGGGUGGUGGAGGUCUUGGGGACCCAGCCGACACAGCCUCCUCAGAUAGCUUGACCCAGGCCCUGCAGCUUGCUGCAGCCAACGAGCCCACCUUCUUUCUUUAUGCUGAGCAGUUGGCCCGCAAGGAGGUGGAGAUCACAUCUCUGAGGAAGCAGAAACACAGGCUGGAGGUAGAAGCCCAUCAGCUGCAGGAAAGGCUGCUGGAGGAGGGCGAGCGGCAUCGAGAGGAGGUUGGAGCCCUCCAGAGCCACAUCGAAAAGAAUAUGAGGGACCAGAGCAGGGAGGGAGCCAACCUGGAAUAUCUCAAAAACAUCAUCUACCGCUUCCUGACCCUGCCCGACAGCCUGGGCCGCCAGCAGACGCUCACCGCCAUCCUCACGAUCUUGCACUUCAGUCCUGAAGAGAAACAAGUGCUAAUGCGGCUCCCAAGCGGUGGGAGCUGGUGGCCUUCCGGCAAGAGAUGAUAGAUACUUUUUGUUUUCUUACCAACUCCUGAAAUCUCCGUGCCUCUUUUAUUGUGGGAAGGGCAGGCUCGGAUUUCUACGGCCUCUUCUCUUGCAUUCUUAUUUAUUUCUUCACUGUGUUGAACUCAGAGCAGUUCAAAGUAGAAUGGGAUUAUCUGCCAAGUGCCAUUAAUGCAGUUUUAUCCUUGGGCUCUCAGGGUACUGCCAGUAUUGAGACAGCAUCUCGUAGUGGUCUGUAUGUGGAGCAGGUUAGGGAGAAAGGCUGGGGGUAGGAGGUGCGAGUUAGGGAAAUGGUGAGGGUCUUAAUAAAUAAGAUAUUGUAUAAUGCUUCUGGCUCAGAGCUAGGAAUAAAUGUGACUCCCAGGGGAGGUCAUCUGACUUUGGAACAUAUACAGUAACUAUGUAUGUAUUCCUUCACAGUCAGCAUCUGGCCCACUUGUGUCUUAAUUCUCUGGGGACAUACAUCAAGCUAGGAAGAGACCAGGGAGUUAAAAACAGUGACGGUUUGUCCCAAGGGCUGAGGACUAGUGAGUUCCUCCCAAAACUUGGAACCUUGCUUCCAGGAACCAGCUGAGCCCUUUGUGCCCAUCCCAGAGAGGGUCCCGAGCAGCCAUGUGAGCUUAGCGAUCUCCAAAGUGGUCCUGUUUGGUCCAGGACGGGGUUAAAAACAAACCUCUCCUGCUUAAGGCAGGCAGAGAGUGGGAGUGAUGACUUCAUGGUCUUCCCUUCAACAUGGAGCUUGUAGAAGAGAUGACAUCUUUGCUUCUUUCAGAGCAUUUGGACAGUAAGCCGGGACCUGCAGGGAUACGAGGAAUUUCUGCCAAGAUGUAUUCCCAGCUGUGUUUGCUUUUGCAGGGACAGGAAAAAGGAGGUAAUUUGCUGCAGAUUCCAGAACACUGUUAGGACCCUCCCAGGAAAAGCAGAGUUCAGCUGAAAUACUUUCUGCCCUAUGAUCCUGGCAGAGGUUAAUUCUAUUCUUUAUUUUCUUUUGGUUAAUUCUGUUCUUUAAGGAAAGUAGCUCUCAGAAAAUUUGGGUCAAAGCACUAUGAGUUGCCAAUUCUUUUCUUUGAUCAGUCUGCUCUUCCUGGUUAUAAAGACCUUUGGACCUGAAAGAUCAAUGUUUGGCCAUUAAUAUAUAUCUUUUUGCUAUUUUUAUUAUCGAGAUCUGUUUUGUGAGGGUUUGGGGUGCAGAAAACUUUGAUUAACGAUGUUUUCAGUGGGAGGAGGUGACCUGAUUAUCUGCGGGAGCAGACUUCAAUGGAACAGAAGUGAUGUCUUUGUAGUAAUAACAAUGGUCAUUAAACCUGAGUGACUUGAGCUGUGUUUUCUUAAUGGUGGUGUCUAUACAUCUGGACACAAGUAGAGUGUGAAAAUAAAUGGUGAAUGAAAAGGCUAGAUAUAUAGUUCCUUAUAUUGAUCUCUGAGCUCAAAUCCAUAUUCCAUUAUGUAAAUCCAUGAGCUUCACUCCAGGGAGGGAUACCUCAGGGCUUUAACUGCCUGACAGAUAACAAAUUUCUUAGGUUGGAAUUGUGUGUGUGAGAGCGUGUGUGCACAGCCAUGAUGGAAAAGCUUUCUAAAGGGUUUAGUGAGUAGGCUUGAUGCUUCCAUAAUUACUAUUCAUACCUAGAAGCAAUCUGUUAUGAGUGCUUCUUUUUCACUACAAUCAGGAUUCAUGGUACCCUGGAAAGUUAUCUCAGGACAUCAAGCUAAUAAGCUAAUAAUAGACUUCCUUCAUUUCUUUGUCUUGCUCCCUCUGAGAAGAUAUCCUGUGGUUGCUGGCAUUUCUAGGUGGCUCUAGGAAGGACAGAAAGAUCCACAGGCACAGUUGCUUUUCCAGAGCUAGUGUUUGCUGAGCUUAAAUAUUCUCUCUCUCCUUUUUUAAAAAAUAAAUUUAAAAAACCCCAACUUUUAACUCUUGUUUUUAUGUGUAGGAGUGUUUUGCCUGCUGCAUGUUUGACUAUGUUUCACAUGCAUACCUUGUACCCCGAGGAGUCAGGGAGGUUGGCACAUCCCCUGGAACUGGAGUUACAGACAAUAGCAAGUUCCCAGGUAGAUGGUAGGAAUUGAACCUGGAAGCUCUAGAAGAGCAGUAAUUGCCUUUAACCACUGAACCAUCUCCCCAGCCCCUUAGAGUCUCUUGCUCAAGUAUUUCGACCACUUAGAAGUUUCUGCAGUAAUCACAGUCUGCUGCAACAGGAAGCUUUCCCGACGAUGGCUGGGCUCAGCAUUGAUCUCAGAGGAUAAGCAUGAAUGUUUAGAAGGCAGUUGGACAAGGUCAUCCAGCUAAACGACACUAGUAGGUUUCUCCCUGGGACCUGCGACCACAGGCUCUCCCUUGAUCAGGUUUCCAGAACCUAGUGUUCUGGGACAUGGGCCUCAACUUCAACCCUAAGGAGGUUGGUAAUCCCCAUAACAAGCAUGCCACCAUUACACUGGAGACCACACCUUCCCUGGCAGGUCAUUACUGUAGCUCAUAGGAGGCUGAUGUACAAGUAAGAAUGUUGAUAACUUGCCCCCAGCCCCCACCCCAAUGUUCUGCAGAGCACCUUCUGACACAGUGAAGGUUAGCUAGUAGGAAGGAUGCCUGCAGCCCAUUUCCAGCUUCAUUUCUUUAUGUUGUGAGACUAAAUUACACAAUAUCUUCAGCAACCAAGUCUUACCAUCAAGUUUGGGUGGAAAACCAAGAGAAAUGCCAAUAGCCUGUAUUGUUUUGGGGGAGCCUUUGGGGACUUCCUAGCUAAUAACUUGUAGGGAGAUGUCCUACACCAGGGACUGGGAUUUUUAUUUAAUAAUCCAUGGCUUCUAGAAGAAUAAUUAUUCAUCCAAGGAGGACACAUCCGUUUAAAACUUUUAAAAAGAUUAAUAUUAUACAUUAUUUAGAGACCAGCUCUCUCUGUAGUCCUGACUUUCCUAGAGCUCACUGUGUAGACCAGGCCUCCGCCUCUCAAGUGCUAGGAUUAAAGGUCUGUGCUACCAUGAUGCCGGGGCCAAGAUUGUACUUCUUAAUUGAAGUUGUAGGUGUUCAUCUGGUUUCCCCUUUACUUUUGUUUACCCACCAUCCACACCUUGUUGUCCUCCCAUCCCACUUUUUCUUCACUACUUAGACCUUUCGGACCCCCCAUCCCCUUCCCUUCUGCUGUCAUGACCUGAUGUGUUCUGCCUUUCCCACCCCCAUCGGCCCACUUCUAUCUUUCUCUCUUUUAUCUUUACAUUGUGUUUGACUUUUAAGAAAACAACAAUUGGGGCAGUUUUAGGGUAGAAAUUUAAAUUAUUUUUGAGACAGGAUCUCACUAUGUAGCCUUUAUUGGCCUGAAACUCAUUAUAUAGACCAGGCUAUCUUCACACUCUAAGAGAUCUGUCUAAUUUUGCCUCUGGACUACUGGAAUUAAAUAUAGGCAUGUACCACCAUGCCCAGCAAUUAUCUAUCUAUCUAUCUAUCUAUCUAUCUAUCUAUCUAUCUAUCUAUCUAUCUACCUACCUACCUACCUACCUACCUACCUACCUACCUACCUACCGAUCUAUCGAUCUAUCUAUCUAUCUCACACCACUGGUGGUAUAGAAGUAUUAAUAUAGUCCUCCUAAUUUAUCUUUUGUUCUUUUUUGGGGGGGGGGUUGAGACAAGGAUUCUCAGUAUAGCCCUGACUGUCCUGGAACUCACUUUGUAGAAAUCCGCCUGCCUCUGCCUCCCAAGUGCUGGGAUUAAAGGCGUGCACCACCACUGCCUGGCCUUUAUUUUUGUUCUUUAAAAAAUGAUCGAUCUCUGAGUUUGUCUUGCCUACCUAGUGGUUCCAGGACAUUCAGAGCUACACAGAGAAACCCUGUCUUGAAAAAUAAAAACGAAAAAUUAAUUUUUUUAUGUAUGUAGUUGUUUUGUGUGCGUGUGUUUCUGCACACCAUGUAUGUGCCGUUCCUAUAGAGGCCAGAAUAGAACAUUGGAACCCUUGAGUUGGAGUUUCAGAGGCUUGUUACCUGCCAUUUGAAUGAUCAUUUCUUCAGCCCUGUGUUUGUCUUACUGAGAAAGGGUCUUGGGUAGCUGGCCUUGAACCUGCUGUGUAGCCAAGGGUAACUUUUAAUGCUUGAUGUUCCUGCCUCUACUCCCCAAGUGCUGGGUUACAGUUGUGUGCCAUCAUGCUCAGAUCUUUCUGUCUACUAUCUGUAUUUCUAUUGAACAUUUUCAACUGAUACAUAGACAUAAAAUGUGUAUAUGUUAA